This is a messenger RNA of Cannabis sativa, 2102 nucleotides long. Its product is annotated as stemmadenine O-acetyltransferase. The coding region runs from base 506 to 1897 and encodes 463 amino acids. The record is from RefSeq and is a predicted model, not a curated record. The transcript has a single exon. NCBI's taxonomy places the organism in Eukaryota, Viridiplantae, Streptophyta, Magnoliopsida, Rosales, Cannabaceae.
UUUUAUUUGAAAUUAAAAAAAAAAGUCAGAUAUCACCAUUGCUUUUGUAGUUCAACCAUUUUUCUCCAAUAUAUAUAGCCACAGUUAAAUGUACCCCACAUCUAAAAGAAUUAAAAUCUCCCGUUAAAAAGUAGUGUCCUAUAUUGUGUUAAACUAAUUAAAAUUUGACACGUUAAUUAAUUAUUUAUUUAAGAAAAAAUUAAACCUCUAAUUGAGUAAAUAAAAAUAGUUAACAUAAUAAAUAUAAAUUAAAUUAGUUGGUGUGUCAAAUUUUGAUUGGUUGGGUACUAAUUUUUAAUAGGGGAUGUUGAUUCCCUCCAACAAGCUCGGAUGAGCAACGUUAAUAAAUAGUAUAGAACAUUGGAGUUGCUUAUAUAUAGUGUUGCUAUAAAUGUCAUUACACACAAUUUAUUCACACACUUCUCUCCAAAAAAGAAAGCAAAACAAAAAAAGAAAAAAAUAACAAAUUGGUGUAAAAGAAAAAGAAAAAGGUGAUAAUUAAACUAUGGAGCUAAGGAUUACCUCAAGAGAAACUGUCAAACCAUCUUCCCUUUCGAAGUACCAUCUUCAACCCUACAAACUAUGCCUCUUCGAUCAGUUUACUCCCAUGACAUACGUCUCACUCGUCAUCUUCUACCGCACCCCUCUUCUUCACAACUCCAAUUCCAACCUAACCUACCUAAAAAACUCUCUCUCGGAAACCUUAAAUCUCUUCUACCCACUUUCAGGGAAGACCAAAGACAACCUCUACGUCGAUGACUUCGACACCGGCGUCGCUUACAUGGAGGCCGAAGUCAGUUGCAGCAUGGCCGAGUUUUUCAAGCUCGGCCAAACCAACUUGCUCAACGAGCUCGUCCCCUUUCCUCCACUACGCAAUGAAGUAGUGGAAGCUUCACCCAAAAAAGAAGUACUAAAUAUUCCUCAUGUUGUUGGGUUUCAAGUUAACGUUUUCGAAUGUGGCGGAAUAGCUUUGGGUACUUCUUUCAGCCACAAGGUAGCCGAUGCAGGAACCAUGAGCCAUUUUCUCAAGGCUUGGGCUACAAUAUCUUCUCGCCACCAUUCUGCUUCUUCUGAUCAGGAUGGUAUAAUAACCGGCCCUAACUGCUCCCACGCGUCCUUGGUUUUCCCACCUUUAAACUCGGUGCCUCAAAAAUACAAAACCACGACGGAAAAGAUGUGGUUCAACAAGAAAAGCUUAGUGACAAAAAGAGUUGUGUUUGACGAGAACAGCAUCGCAGUUCUUAAGGACUUGGCCAAGAGCGACCAAGUCCUUAGGCCGUCGCGCAACGAUGUGCUGACGUGUUUCAUCUGGAAACACGCCUCUAUUGCUGCAGCGACGGCCAAAGGAGGAAAAGCUAGGCCUUCUGUUGCAGGCCUAGCUGUGAACCUGAGGCCAAGAAUGAAAUCCAAAUUAGCUUUGGACAACUCUAUUGGGAAUCUCUUCUGGUGGACCAGAUCAGCAACUGUCCCAGACGUCCGUACAGUGGGGAUAAGUGAACUUGUGAGAGUGAUGAGGGAAUCGCUGGUGAGUUUUAAUGAGAGUGUGAAGAGAUCUGAGGAGAGCGAUGAUGUUGGUUUGGCCAUGGUUUCGGAGUACUACGAUGCAAUGGAAACUUGGUUUGAGUCGAGGGAAACGGACUAUUAUAUAUUCACGAACUGGAGUGGGUUCUACAGCGAGGUGGAUUUCGGGUGGGGUAAGCCGGUAUGGAUCGGGGCCCAUGGGGGAAUUGGAGGUGAGAGAUUUAUGAAAGUUCAGGUGUUGGUGGAGAUACCAGGUGGGAAGGGAGUGGAGGCGUUUUUGACAUUGGAAGAAGAUGAAAUGGUAGUUCUGGAAAAAGAUCCCAAAUUUCUGGAGUUUGCUUCUUUCAAUCCUCAAUAUGUUCCUGGCGGGGAUUAAUUAUAUAUUUAUCAUCAUUUGAUGACUGAUUUAAGAAGAAAGUAUUUUGUUAGUCAUAUAUAAUUAACUAAAUAGCCUCCAACUACUGUUUGAGAGUGGUAUCAUGUGUUUUUUUAGUGGAAAAGUGUGGUGUCAUAUGUUUAAUAAUAAUUCCAUGCCUAUGUAUGAAUAUUUUCCGUAUUAAUAACGUUUUCCUAUUGUAAAA